CUCUGGAAAAUACAGAAAUAAUGUGUGCUCAAUAAAAGUAGUGCCAAUCAUGUUUGAGGUCAAUUAAAUAAUCAAAACGUGUUGUUUAUGGUUCAAAUACCAAGUGCUGUCAUCGAUUCCUUGUAGAGACACCACACUGCUGCUUUUGUCACAUGGGAUGGCAGCAGCUUUCCACCAAAGUGUUUGUGUCCUGGGUGGCGUCCUGGUAUACUAUUGCAUUAUGCUCUGCGUAGUUGUUGAAGUUCACCACUCACUGCAAGUUCUCAUGCUUCAGGUGUAACCUGUGCUUACUUGGGACAGCUCUCUUUUUGAUGGGAGGCAUUAGACCAUUCUCCUUGUAUAACUGUUACAGGAGAGUCAGGCGUGUUCUACUGACGCUGAAAGACAAAUUCCAGAUUUAAAAAAAAUUGCCAAUAUUAUACAAUACCAUCAGACACACCUGGCUAACUUGAUGAGUCAUGUAAUCAUCUGGCAAAGUUUAGUCUUUUGUUUAGACAUGCUAGCUAAACAAUUAACCAUAAUCCUAAUCCAUAGAGUACUAGCAAUACAAACCGAUUGUCAUAGCUAGCUGAAGUUAUCUAUCUAACAUUAGGCUAUAACUCACAAUGCGAAAUCGCAUUCUGAGAACAUUACUACACACAGAUCAUAUAUGUAAUGUUAGCUAGAGAGCCAGACAUCUAAUGUCAGCUCGCUAGCUAACAGCAAGCUUGCAAUGAAAACAACUUUCUGACAAAAUUAGAAACAUAUCAUAUCUGAAACUAGCUAGAUUCUUAUCCAUAUACAUGGAUGAAUGCUUCAUGGCAUACUGCAGCGCCUUUCAUUAAAUAAGACGUCCUGCGUUUCCGUUUAGUUUGAACAGCUUGCUUGGCCCGUUGUUGUGUCAAGUCACUCUGGUUCACACUGACCGUGUGCAAUGCCAUAAGGAUCAUCUUAAACUUUAGCCCCCACCCAAACUCUGACUAUUUUACUCGCCAUAGCAGAGCUGUUUAGGCUGUUUUCAUGUUAUCCAGAGUGUUGGUAGUGUCAAUUGUGCUCCUAUUACAAUUUAAUUAUGCUUUUUUUGCUGACGUUUCCUGACACCAGCCAUAUUCAACCGGUGUUAGUAAAUUCAUCCGUUAUUCUGCGCUCUGGCACACUCAGACGAGACUGCUCUGAAACCGCUGUUGCAGUGACGUUCUAUUGAAAUGGAUACUUGCAUAGUGGAGUCUUUUGUUAAGUUUUACUACGCAAUACACAAAAAAGCUGCGUUAGACAGGAUUACCUACACAUACUGACCAGCUCAAAUAGACAGAAGCUAAUUGAAAUGCAUUCCAGGUGACUACCUCAUGAAGCUGGUUGACAGAAUGCUUGGGUAUGCAAAGCUGUCAUCAAGGCAAAGGGUGGCUACUUUGAAGAAUAUAAAAUAUAUUUCAAUUUGUUUAACACUUUUUUGGUUACUACAUGAUUCCAUAUGUGUUAUUUCAUCGUUUUGAUGUCUUCACUAAAAUUCUACAAUGUAGAAAAUAGUAAAAAUAAAGACAAACCCUUGAAUGAGUAGGUGUGUCCAAACUUUUGACUGGUACUAUAUUUAUAUUUUUUAAUUGCCUGUUUUUGGCAUUAGUCCAUGUCACAUAUCAAUUUGCCAACAAUGUAAAUCAUGUUUAGUGAGUUAAUAAAGCCACAUACAAACAUUUCUCGAUUAAGGCAGCUCCAAAAUGUUUCAGUCUAGCUCAGUGCUUUCUGUGAUGGAGGGGCAGCUGCGGAAUACAUAGAGUGUAGGUGUUGGUAAUUUUCUUUAGUUGCGCCGUGAUUGGCUCAGUGUUCCGUCACUCAUGGGGACACUACGUCACCGCAGAAUCUACAGGGAGAGUUAGGCAGUUUAAGCCCCCUUGGGUGUUGACAUAGAUUUACAUUAGAAGUCCCCAUCCAAGAAGGCACAAGGUCAUUGGCCACAGGUAAAAUGAUGUCAAAUCAUGUUAUGUCUACCGUAGCUUUGAUUGGACUGAUGAAUGCACUAACUGUAAGUCGCUCUGGAUAAGAGCAUCUGCUAAAUGACUCAAAUGAAAAUGUAAAUGUAGGACAGAGUUCCUGCCUUGUGGUCCAGAUACACCCCUAUUCUGGAGGACUAAUGGCCAGACACAACAGUCUUUAUAUUGCUGUGUCUGAACCAGUAACUCUGCUUAUUGCACUCUAAACUCGAGGACUUGUCAUUGUUUCCCAAUCCAGAGUCUUUACUUGACCUGCUGAUGUCUUGAGACUGAUGGAAGAACACCUUUCCCACUCCACUCAACCUCCCAGUAAUGUCCAGACAGAGUCUCUCACACAGCACCUGCUGGGCCAAAACAAAUCUCUCUGGUUGAUUAGCUGUUCCCACUGUUCAGCAGUCACUUUGUUCAGCCCUCACUGAGAGGUUUUUGAAUACUGUGUUUGAGUCCAAAGUGAGCUGGCAGAAAUCAGGAAGAAGAGAAGGUCAAAGUUCUAAAGUUGUAGAUACCCUGUCUUUGAAUCGGUGGAGAGAAAUUGCAGUUAGCUGGAAACUGUCUUUCCAAAUAAAACCACAUUUGCAACCAAAAAUGGUUUUGUAUGACCUGAAAGGGUUCUGGGACAUUUCAGUGGGCCUUAUAGAUGAUUCCAAAGAAACACAUUCCAGACCUCUUUCAUUAACCAAAGGCAUGUCCAGUUCAAUAAUAGGGUAGUAGUCUGUCACCUUGAUAUAAUAUUCAGACAACAAUGAAAAAAUAUGACGUAUUUCUUCUUAAUCCCGCGGUGAAGCACUGGGGUUUCGUUUCGAUUUAGGCUACUCUCACUCAUCACUGUGUCGAAAGUCAGCAGGCUACACAGUAUUUCAUAAUCAGGGCUCUCUCUUAUCAUGUUAUUACAACGUCAGCAAACAUAUUUUCGAUGCAAAGUCCACGUGUAGCCUACAGUAAGACUACAAUAACAUUUCAUCAUCAGUGAUGUUGUCAUGCAUUUUCGAUCUGCUUCAAAUGAUAUUCAUGAUGUCACACAGACUGAGGCUCAAAUCAACGUGUAUUUGUCAUGUGCGCCGAAUUCAACAGGUAAAAAAGGUAUUAGGUGAACAAUAGGUAAGUAAAGAAAUAAAACAACAGUAAAAAGACAGUGAAAAAUAAACAUACAAUGCAAAUACCUGUUUGAGUACCUGUUCAGGAGUCUUAUGGCUUGGGGGUAAAAACUAUUGAGAAGCCUUUUUGUCCUAGACUUGGCACUCCGUACUGCUUGCCUUGCGAUAGUAGUGAGAACAGUCUGACUGGUGUAGCUGGUUCUAUUAAGUCAAAAAGUAAAAUAGGCCUACGUUUUUUUUAAAUUGAUAACAUUAUGGGCUUAAUAUAAAUAAGAUAUUUUUGUUCAAUGGCAAACAUUAAAGUAGCCCCAUUUCGAUUGCUACUAAAUUAAAUAAAACAAAUAGGCUAGUUAAAAUCAUAUUGAAUAGCCUACAUUAAUAUUUACAGAAAAUGACUCGAAAAAAUACAUGGAAACGAAGCCUACAGAAAAUUGCAAACAAUUGCAAUUUAUAGCCUCAGCUCAAGCCAUGCAAAUCGGAAAAAGUGUCUCAAACAUGUUUAGAUGCGUCCUAUUCAACGCUGGCUUGGUAAGACAUUUACAGUAGCCUAUUCGAUGUGUGUGAAUAUUGCUAAAAACAAUACAUUGACUUUCCAAACACCUGUAAAACAUAAACGAAUAUAAAUGUCGUGGUAAAUAUGUGAUCUUAAUUGUUUUCCAACCGUCGCAGGUACGGAAAGUGAAACAGGUAUUGGCUUCACCCUAUUCGUUUUGAGGAACUAUAAAGGUCACAUUCCUACAGGUAAGAUGGUAUACCUAAACAUUAGUAACAAGAACAUUUGACAUAGCUAAGCCUGUUUUGUAUUACAAAUACAUACUUUUUUUGCUCCACGUCACGUUUUCAUUACCAACAUGCAUAGGCCUACGAAGUCUUUGCUUAUUUGUUUGUUUUUAACCCUGUGCAAUGGUUUCUCGGUGGGCUGCAGAUGGAUGGACGAUCACAAAUUCCUACAACACAGUGAGACCUUAAUGAACGUACUCAAUAUUAUGGGUGGGGAGUUUACUACAGACAGUGUGGACAUACCUUUCCCAGAGGACCUGUACGAGCAAGCUGAAUAUUUACCAACUGAUGACACAAUUUGGUUCAUUCUCCAAACCCUUGACAAGAUCUCUGAGCUGUUUGAUGGAGAACUAGACUCUGUCUGGGAUGAGAAGAAAGUGGAGAUCUUCCUCAAUGUUCUCACCAGUCAGUCUGAUGGCCUUCAGUCAUGUGUUAGGGCCCAGAAAAAAAAUAGCAAGAAUCUGCAAAUGUACUUCAAGAGGCUGAACAACCAUGUCCUUAAAAGAAUGGCAUACAGUGCUCAUGCAUGGGAGCUGGUCAGGAAAGAGGUUAGGACACAUCUGAGGAGGCUGGUUCUUCUGGGUUCAGCUACAGAAAACAGCAUCUAAACUCAGCAACGCAAUAAUUAUCGUCACGUAUGAGUGACAUCAUGUAUUUCGCCUGUUUCUUUGUAUUUUUUUAUGAUAUGUUUAUUGAUUCCACAUGGAAAUGUUUUUCUUUUUUAUCUGGUUUUAAAUCUAUUCAUUUAUUGGGUUAUUUAUUAACUUUUAUUUAUUCUGUUGAUGAUUGCUGGAUACAUUUUUAUACACAAAAUUACUGUAGAUGUAUGCUUUUACCUGCUACUUCAUUAAAUGCAUUUUUGACUAC
This is a messenger RNA of Oncorhynchus kisutch (coho salmon), 4708 nucleotides long. RefSeq names its product interferon a3. Gene Ontology annotation, molecular function: cytokine receptor binding. The coding region runs from base 3913 to 4449 and encodes 178 amino acids. The record is from RefSeq and is a predicted model, not a curated record. The transcript is spliced from 5 exons. NCBI's taxonomy places the organism in Eukaryota, Metazoa, Chordata, Actinopteri, Salmoniformes, Salmonidae. Gene Ontology annotation, biological process: defense response. Gene Ontology annotation, cellular component: extracellular region.